This is a messenger RNA of Cuscuta campestris, 1119 nucleotides long. The record is from the annotation of a GenBank genome assembly. Lineage: Eukaryota; Viridiplantae; Streptophyta; Magnoliopsida; Solanales; Convolvulaceae.
UUUCCAAUAACAAAAUACGUAGUACGGAGUACUUUUUUUUAUGCUAGUUGAGGCUACCGUCUUACAUAUCGGCUUCCGGCUUGAGAGCUUCUCCGAGCAUCGUUCAGGUCAUCGUUCAGAUGAAUGGAGGAGUUUGAUAUGGAUAGUCUCAUAUCAAUGGGGGCGGAGUUGGCGGAGCUGGAGCGCGCUCAGAUCGAAAUCCUCCAACAUAUAACUGACCUCGAAGACUUCAUUCUAGGCGUCGAAAUCUCUCGAAACCUCUCCAUCUCUUCUAACGAUGAUUCCGCCGCCGUCGGAACCACCACUGAAGACCGACUCUCUGCUCUACUCCGCGAGAACGGCGUUAACAACUUCGCCUUCAGGCGCGUCUCCUCUGACUACUACCAGUGGUCUCUCGAGGCUCGCAGGGACGUCCUGGGAGCCGCUUCCGUCAAUCACCUCUGCAAAAGCAUCGUUCUGGUAAAUACUCAAGCACCAAGUAAUGUAACUGAUUGUAAGGAUCGUUAUAAUUCAAAAUACUAUGUGGUCAUUCUGCAGUAUACUGCUCGGUUUAACGCUGAGGCAGUCAAGAAUUUUCUGUACACCCUGAACAAUGGUAACAUAGCAAAAAAGAAGUUCAACAUGAGGCUUGCCCCUGAGGAGAUCUCAAGAAAUUUGACGGGCUAUGAACACAAUGGCGUGACAUGCAUUGGCAUGAAAACAGACAUUCCUGAAGUAAUGCUUUUUUUCCUUACAAGAAAUGAGACAAUCAUUUCGGGACGUCCAAACAAGGUGAUCUUGGAUGAAGCCAUUACAAAACUCCAACCUGAAUUCUUUUGGUUAGGGGGUGGGAAAGUUGAUCUUAAACUGGGGAUCAACACCCAUGAGUUCAUCCACUAUGUCAAACCUUUCAUUGUUAGCUGUAGCAGUAGUAGUUGAUCUCCUAAAACAUUCUUUUUAGCACAUUCAUAGAAGCAAAAAGUAAUUAAUAUCAGUUUUUUAUUUUAAAUUAGUAAGUAUUUUGUUUUUUAAUAAAGAUUUUUAGACCUGCACAAACAUAGAUUUGGGCUGUUUUUGUACAAAUAUUUGGGCAGAACGGCCGGCAACUUUUCAUGAAUGUCACUACAUUACUGUUAUAGA